Messenger RNA from Cherax quadricarinatus, 480 nucleotides. RefSeq lists its product as uncharacterized. The record is from RefSeq and is a predicted model, not a curated record. Lineage: Eukaryota; Metazoa; Arthropoda; Malacostraca; Decapoda; Parastacidae.
UGUUGCUAAAGGUUGGCAAGUGUUUAAAUGUAGAGAGCGCAGCGUGGUGGUGGACGGUACUGGCUUAUUUGGAAGGAUUUUUAAGCUAUAACUAACAUGACUCGUGUUAAACCCAGUGCCAAAGAGGACAGUCCUGCUGUGAAAAAGGGAAGAGCAAGUAAAAGGACAAACAAAGUAACCGAGGACGACAAAGAUUCCAGUGAAGCAGAAACAAAGGAAAGUACAUCAGAUGAGCAUGGUGAUGUACCCAAAGAAAGUAUAAAAAGGAAGAGUAAGGACAUGACUGAGAUAGAAGGGAAAAAUAAGAAUGCAAAUAAAAAGAGGGCAAAAAACAAAAAGGCUGUUGCAGAAGAAAACCACAAGGAAGAUGACUUCAAUGACAAACCACAAGUAAAGAAAAGGAAAAGUUCCAACAAGAUUUCCAAAGAUGAAAAAGGUGCCCAUAUCAGUGAUUAGAAAAGUCUGCAAUUUAACCCUUAA